This is a messenger RNA of Lachancea meyersii CBS 8951, 762 nucleotides long. The record is from the annotation of a GenBank genome assembly. Lineage: Eukaryota; Fungi; Ascomycota; Saccharomycetes; Saccharomycetales; Saccharomycetaceae.
AUGCUUGACCUUCUUCUUGGGCUUUUAGAUCCUGUAUUCUAUGCCACCUUUCUUCUGGGUUUGGUGUCACUUGUGGUGGCAAAACUUCAGGCCCCUAUUCUGCUCAAAUACGGGAAAACUUUACCUCAAAGCGCCGGUCGUCACUACUCUGAGAGUUUUUGGGGACAGUUUCAGCGCCUAACGGUGCCAAAAGCCUGGUUUAGUCAUUUUUACGUUUACUCCGUAUUUGUUUCAAGCGUAAAUAUGUUCCUGUUGCAAUUCAACCUGCUUUCCAUUCUGAUAGCCGUGCACUCUGCCAGGCGGCUUUACGAGACCGUUUAUGUCAACGUUUCCAAACCCAGCGCCAGGAUCCAUGUGUCGCAUUAUUUGGUUGGAUUUUGGUUCUAUUCCGCAGUCAAUUACGCAGCUUCCACCAGCAGCCCCGAAACGUGGAGCUCGCUGCCAGUGAGAUGCUUGGCGCUUCUCUUGUUUGCACUUGCAUCUUGGGACCAGCACGAAAACCACCUACACCUCUCGAAACUGCGAAAAUACACGUUACCCACGUACGGGUUGUUCCGAAUCGUCGCCAGCGCUCACUAUUUCGACGAAUUUCUUUUGUAUUUCGCACUGACGCUGUUCACGGGGGCGUCUGCGAAAUUGCUAGUUUGCUUGCUGUGGGUGAUUGCCAACCUUUCCUUCUCAGCCGUGGAAACACGAGCUUGGUACUUGCAAAAAUUCACAGAGUCCACCCCAAGGUUCGCAAUUUUGCCUUAUAUGCUUUAA